This is a messenger RNA of Coccidioides immitis RS, 813 nucleotides long. RefSeq lists its product as uncharacterized. The transcript has 8 exons. The record is from RefSeq and is a predicted model, not a curated record. Lineage: Eukaryota; Fungi; Ascomycota; Eurotiomycetes; Onygenales; Onygenaceae. Bases 1 to 813 code for a protein of 270 amino acids.
AUGGCAUGUUUGGAGAAAAGUCUGUCCAGCUGUGGACAAAUGGACUUGCUGGAAAUCGUCCCUGGCCCAGUAGCACUCCAGCACGGCAUUGACUGGGAGAGAAGGGGGACGCGAGAAAAAGACAACGAUUCUUUGCUUUCCUUGGAGAAAGGGUGCGAAGUCCGUUCAGCCUUUGUGGAACAGCAGGAAGGUUCGGCUGGAUGUUCCGAUAGCCACUGUCUCUCGGGUGGUGCGAAGCCAGUCCCCCUGGAUCGCCUAGGGUGUCCCGGGCAUGCGCCACUGCAUCCCUGCAACGCAGCGUCCCGACUGCCCAGUUAUCGCUGCCAGGAGUUCCCUUCGAGGAAUCAUAAACUUGACCUCGAUGUUGCGCAAUUCUCGGACGGGGAUUGUAGGGAAUUGGGAGGGCCUGAUGACCCCGCGGACCCGAAAAAAACUAGCCGCCAAUGGCAUCAAAGUGGAUUUGCGUUUAUGUAUCAUGAUUCAUCGUCGCCGUGGGACGCCAUGAUGGUCACACCCGAGGGGCGAAACUAUGGGACUGCUUUGGCUAGUUUCUCUGCUGACGAAAAUAACCUCAGGGUGUGCCUCCGCGCACGGGAAGCUCUCGUCACAAGAGUCAACCGGAAGCCGGAUCUCAAGGGCGAUACGGAUGACAACGGGGAAGAGGCGCCUUUAUGCGGAGGAGAGGAGCACAGGAAAGGUGAAGUUCUCUGGGCCCUAGCACCUAGGGCACCGAGCAUGAAGGUGUCAGAAAAGCUUCACGGCGCGAGCGUGUGGAAACUCGGAGAGCUCUUUGCGGCUCUCGCACCUAACUAG